CGCCGACAUAGCCGACGCCCACACCGCCAACCCGACCUGCCCUGCGUCACAGAGAGAGUAACGCCGACCGGGGGCCGCACCGCCAACCCGACCUGCUCGUACUUUGGGUGCGUGCCCUCCGCCAAUGUCCGCCGGGCGGGCGGGCGGCUGGCGGGGAGGCAACUGUGGCGCCUGGCGAGUGGCGGACCUUCGCGACGAGUGCGCCUUCAAGGGCCUCGACACGAGCGGCGGCAAGUCCGCCCUCAUCGCCAGGCUUGACCAGCACGCCGCGCGAAGGACGGAUGGGCUCGACGACUCUCCGUUCCGGCAUCUGUCCGACGACGAGCACCGCGAGAUCUGCGGGGUGCUGCUCGGCUUCCACGCGGCGGACGCCUUUUGCGGCAGGAGGCCCGGCUGCGUCUUCAAGACCGGCGGAUGGGGCCUCGGCUACUAUGUGGACGCGGCGCCCUGCGCGCGCGACCUCCUGAUGUUCGGCUCCACCUGCCGCGACCUGCGCGCAAUCAUGAUGCCGCCGCUGCAGCCGUACGUGGCAAACCAGCUCAAGCAGUUUCGCGACUUUGGCGACGCGCGGCAGCGGACCAUCCGCGGCGAGGCGCACCGGUGCAGCGUCGACAGCAGUCUCGGCUCAGACCCGUUUCGCGGGAUUCAGUGGGCGGGCAUGCCUCGGAAGGUGGAGAAGAAGGAGCUGGCCGUGCUGCAGGUCGGCCUGCGCCUCGCAGCGCGGUGCGGGGUGUGCGAGAGGCACGGGCCGCUCUUCCGGCAGGUCGUCCGCAUGCACAAGGAGCUGCGGCAGUUCAUCGAGAGCGAGGCGCUCGCGCGCAAGCGGAGGCAGGCGCACGGGGACUACCCGCCCCCGUUCUGGAGCAAGGCCUUCCACAAGCGCUGCGUUAUUGCGGCAGGGUGGUUUUUGCAGCCCGGGCUGCCAUAGGUUGAAGCAGCCGCUCCACGACAAGAGGAGCGCACCGCUGUGGCUGUUGUAUAAUGGAAUACCAUUUACCAAUCUAACCAAUCCCACUGUGAAUCCACAGGGCUUGCACCUCAAACCCUCUCCUCUCACAGACCAGCGCACAGCGCCAUAGCCCUAUAGCGCAUAGGAUGUAUUUUCUUUUCUCAAUAACAAGGCUGUGAAACG
This is a messenger RNA of Emiliania huxleyi CCMP1516, 1132 nucleotides long. RefSeq lists its product as hypothetical. Lineage: Eukaryota; Haptophyta; Isochrysidales; Noelaerhabdaceae. The annotation marks the transcript as partial. The record is from RefSeq and is a predicted model, not a curated record. The transcript has 3 exons.